Molecule: messenger RNA, 291 nt
Organism: Cinara cedri
Lineage: Eukaryota; Metazoa; Arthropoda; Insecta; Hemiptera; Aphididae
Source: the annotation of a GenBank genome assembly
AUGUACCAAAAAGAUCAAGACCAAGAUUUUGAGAGUCUUGGUCUUGAUCUUCUUUUGAACAUCAGUAUUCCUGGUGUAUAUCUGUUUCUUGGGGAAUGUGUCAGGAAAUCGUCGGUUACUGGUUGCGAGGGUUACAAAAGAUGCGAAUUUAAAGGAAAACGCCUUUCAGCAAAAUGGAGUUGUAAGAAAAAUAACGUUUUAUGCAAUUGUAAAUGCCGCGAUAGUUCGUCUUGUCUGAACAAACUGUUAAUCUGUAUCGUACAUGUUAUUAAAAAAGACGUCCUAAGAUAA